This is a messenger RNA of Chiroxiphia lanceolata (lance-tailed manakin), 5184 nucleotides long. RefSeq names its product vav guanine nucleotide exchange factor 3 (gene VAV3). Gene Ontology annotation, biological process: intracellular signal transduction; cell migration; regulation of GTPase activity. Gene Ontology annotation, cellular component: plasma membrane; cytoplasm. Lineage: Eukaryota; Metazoa; Chordata; Aves; Passeriformes; Pipridae. The record is from RefSeq and is a predicted model, not a curated record. Bases 66 to 2690 code for a protein of 874 amino acids. Gene Ontology annotation, molecular function: protein binding; guanyl-nucleotide exchange factor activity. The transcript has 28 exons.
GCCGCGGCGGCGGGAGGGCGCAGCAGGAGCCGCCGUGGCCGCAGCAUCGCGGCGCGGUGGCGGGGAUGGAGCCCUGGAAACAGUGCGGGCAGUGGCUGAUUAGCUGCAAGGUGCUGCCGCCCAACCACCGGGUGACCUGGGACACGGCCCAGGUCUUCGACCUGGCGCAGACGCUGCGCGACGGCGUCCUGCUCUGCCAGCUGCUCAACAACCUGCGCAGCCACUCCAUCAACCUCAAGGAGAUCAACCUGCGCCCCCAGAUGUCCCAGUUUCUUUGCUUGAAGAAUAUAAGGACUUUUCUUUCUGCAUGUUGUGAAAUAUUUGGAAUGAAGAAAAGCGAACUUUUUGAAGCAUUUGAUCUGUUUGACGUGAGAGAUUUUGGAAAGGUGAUAGAAACACUUUCAAAACUUUCUCGCACUCCUAUUGCAUUAGGCACGGGAAUAAGGCCCUUCCCUACAGAAGAAAGCGUUGAUGAUGAAGAUGUCUACAAAGGUCUUCCUGAUUUAAUAGAUGAAACUGGUGUUGAUGAAGAUGAAGACUUGUAUGAUUGUGUCUACGGAGAAGAUGAAGGUGGAGAGGUUUAUGAAGACCUAAUGAAAGAUGAAGCAGCACAACAACCUAAACAUACUGAAAAUGACAUAAGAAGCUGUUGUCUUGCUGAAAUAAAGCAAACGGAAGAGAAAUACACGGAAACUCUGGAAUCGAUUGAAAAAUUUUUCAUGGUGCCAUUGAAAAGAUUUCUGUCAGCAUCAGAAUUUGACACUGUUUUCAUCAAUAUUCCUGAUUUGGUGAAAAUCCACAGGAAUCUUACACAGGACAUCAAUGACUCCAUAGUUAACAAAAAUGAUCAGAACCUAUAUCAAAUUUUUAUUAACUACAAGGAAAGGUUGGUUAUUUAUGGACAGUACUGCAGUCAAGUGGAGAUAGCGAUAUCCUGCUUAGACAAUAUCUCUAAGACAAAAGAAGAUGUUAAAUUGAAGUUAGAGGAAUGUUCCAAGAGGGCCAAUAAUGGUAAAUUUACAUUGCGAGAUCUGCUAGUGGUUCCAAUGCAGAGAGUACUAAAAUACCACCUACUGCUCCAGGAGCUGGUAAAGCACACUACUGAUCCCAUGGAGAAAGCAAAUCUAAAACUGGCCCUUGAUGCAAUGAAGGACUUGGCUCAAUAUGUAAAUGAAGUAAAGAGAGAUAAUGAAACUCUUCGUGAAAUUAGACAGUUUCAACUAUCAAUAGAGAAUUUGAAUCAUUCCCUCUUACAGUAUGGAAGACCUCAAGGUGAUGGGGAAAUUAGGAUAACGACAUUAGACAAACGUGCGAGGCAAGACAGGCACAUCUUCUUGUUUGAUCUAGCUGUAAUUGUUUGCAAACGAAGAGGUGAUAAUUAUGAAAUGAAGGAAAUAAUAGAUCUUCAGAAAUACAAAAUUACAAACAACCCCACUACUGAUAAAGAAAACAAAAAGUGGUCUUAUGGCUUCUACCUCAUUCAUAUUCAAGGUGAAAAUGGUUUAGAAGUCUAUUGCAAAACUAAAGACUUGAAGAAAAAAUGGCUCGAACAAUUUCAGAUGGCUCUGUCAAAUAUACGGCCAGACUAUGCGGAUACAAGCUUUCAUGAGUUCAAAAUGCACACCUUCAGUCGUGUGACAUCUUGUAAAGUCUGCCAGAUGCUUCUAAGGGGAACAUUUUAUCAAGGCUAUUUAUGUUCUAAGUGUGGAGCUGGAGCACACAAAGAAUGUUUAGGAAGACUAGACAACUGUGGCAGGGCUAAUUUAGGUGAACACGGAAACGUGAAACAUGAGAAAAGAACAAAUGGAAUUAGAAGAAGCUCUAGACACGUGGACCCAGGUUUACCAAAAAUGCAAGUAAUUCGAAACUACAAUGGAAUACCACAGCCAGCAGCACAGGAUGGUCCACCAUUGCAUAUCCAGAUUGGGGACACUAUUGAACUACUUAAAGGAGAUGCGCAUAGCUUAUUUUGGCAGGGCAGAAAUCUAACAACAGGAGAGCUUGGAUUCUUCCCAAGUGAUGCAGUAAAACCUAGCCCAUGUGUUCCUAAACCAGUAGACUACUCUUCACAGCUGUGGUUUGCAGGAGCAAUGGAAAGAUUGCAAGCAGAGAGUGAACUUAUUAACAGAGUAAACAGCACUUACCUGGUGAGGCACAGGACCAAAGAAUCAGGAGAAUAUGCAAUUAGUAUUAAGUAUAAUAAUGAAGUGAAACACAUUAAGAUUUUAACAAGAGAUGGCUUUUUCCACAUUGCAGAAAACAGAAAAUUUAAAAAUUUAAUGGAACUCGUAGAAUACUAUAAGCACCACUCUCUCAAAGAAGGCUUUCGAAGUUUGGAUACUACUCUUCAAUUUCCAUACAAAGAGUCUGAAAACUCAGUGGGACAAAGGAGUAACAGAACAGGUGGCAAUGCCCCUUCUUUGUUCUGUGGGUUUUCUUUUGUAACUCCUCCAGACUACAGCUUUGUUCCCCCUUCCUCCACUCCUUUCUGGUCAGUGCUAAGCCCGAAGGUGAUAGGCAUUGCCAUAGCCAGGUAUGACUUCUGUGCACGAGACAUGAGAGAACUGUCCCUAUUGAAAGGGGAUGUUGUAAAAAUUUAUACAAAGAUGAGUGCAAAUGGCUGGUGGAGAGGUGAAGUAAAUGGAAGGGUGGGCUGGUUUCCAUCAACUUAUGUUGAAGAGGAUGAAUGAAUUGAAAACUUUCCUCUGCUGACCAGCAGUUUCAGGGAUUGUAAAAAUUUAAUAUCAGAAUGUGUUAUUGGUCUUGAUAAGUAUUUAAACAGCAGCAUCUUUGUCUGUCUGAACCUGCCAGUCUUAAUGUUGGGAUUUAUACAGAAGUUUGGGCUGACAGAUUAUUACCUUACCCAGAGCUGUGCAAGAAACAACCUGCCAGUUUGCUGUCACUGGGCAUCAGUACCAAGUCCAACCCUCACCUUCCCAAAAGAUCUCUGGAAAACCAAGUUUCUUUGUUCCUUUUCAUUUCACCUCAUACUACACCAUGAAUACUAGCAAUGGCUGAAUAUUUAAUGCCUCUCUUCUCUUAACAUCUGCGAUGGUACAAGGAGAUGAAGUCUUAUUAUUCCUUAUCAUUGCAUGCAGAAAGCAGAUUUCAGUCAUUCUGGUGGGCAUAAAGUACAGUCAGUAGACUUGUCUUGAGACAUCAAACUGCUUUGCUUAUCAGCUUACAAACCAUUUUACACUCACAAAAGCAUACUGAAGGAAUUAUGUAGUAAACAUGAGUAGCAUUUAUGCAUAUGUAAUUAAUUAACUACUACUUUGAGGUCCUGCCUAAGUCUUCUGACAAUCUGUUUAAAGACAUUUUAUAAAGGUGUAAUGAUGCAGUAUUGCUUUAAAAAACAUCCUCAAAGUGGAAUUGUGGGAUCCUUUCUUUGUCAUCUUAAACCUUUUUGUGAGGUUUUUUACUUUAGGCAGCUGACCAUAAAAGUGCAAGUGAGGGUAGUCACGACAAGAUGAGUUUUAAGAUUUUUAGCAUUAACAUUUAAUAAAUAUUGUAGACCUAUUCUAAAGGAGAACGGACUCAUGCCAGAUGAUGUCGCUUCUCAAGAACAAAACUAUUUAUCUUAACUUCUUGAUUGAUUCAGAUGACCUUUGUAAACUUCCAACUCAAAACUGUCUUUUCCUAGUUAGGCAGAGGAUUUCUGUCUCCUUUUGUGAAUGCAAAUGGAGCUUGCAGACUUCUUUCUGCCAUUUCCUUACUGGUCCCCUGGGGUGUUAAUGGCAGUUCAGUGAGUGAGUGGUCUUGUUGUAGUGGUCUGAACAGCACCAAGUUAAAUUGUGUCUAGGUUAGCUAGCUUGAAAGAUCAGUCCUUGUAAGGUGGUGUCCACCUCUUGGUGAGGUAGUGUUUUAAUGGAGGGGCAGAAGUGUUUUAGUUAUAAGCUAAAAUAAAUUUGGGUCAUGUCUUCAGAUGUGCAGUUUUGAAUAUUAAAUAAUGUCAAGUAUGGAUUGAAAACGUGAAAGAAAAUCAAGCUCUUAAAUGCAUUUGAUUUCUAGGAUAAUGUUGACCAAUGAAGAGAGUUAAUUUAUCCUGUCCCACAUCCUCUCUUUUGCUUUUCCCUGUCCUCUUUUCACAUAGGCAUCCUGCAAUUAUUGUGCUCAGACGCUGCACAACUUAAUGCUGCAUUUUUUCCCUAAUAUACAAGCACCAUAAUAUCCACUAUUUGUCCACAGAGCAGAAUCUGCUAUUACAUAUUUCGGUGUCUUUUUGGCUGCCCCCAGUAUUCUUUGCUUCUUUCUGGCCUCCUAGCCAUCAAGAAGAAUCAAGCACAACACACAGGAUUCACAAUAAUCCCCUUCAUCUCUGCAACCAUCUUACCCAUCUGCUACACCCAGCAUACACUGCUGUGUGACAAGGUGAAAGAGGAUCUUCUAGUUAGAAAUCCUCUACUUGUGAGAUUCAGCCUUGCAGAUGAAAUUCUGCCGAUGCUCUAACUUUUCAAGGAUUUACCUCAAAAUUAUGUAAACUGUGAUUAUGUUGAGUACAUUACUUGAUGGAACAAUUGAGAGCAUUUGUAAAUAUGUAGAAUAUGCAUAAAAAUUUUGUAAAUUUUGUGUACAGCAGUAUAGACUAGAGUAUACAGUCUUUGGUCAUGUUUUGCCAUGCAGUUUGAUUGUCUGUUGUGAGCUUGAUCCUAUAUUCCUUAAGCAGGCAAGUUGAUUCUUUCACAGUUUUGCCUGCUUAAGGGGUAGAGGAGUAGGCUCUAGGCCUGUGAAGUGUUUAGUGCUUUGCUGUCAUACAGUUUUAAGAAGAGGCAGUUAGAUUCAGUAUGAGUUGAAAAAUAUAUCAGUCAUUUUCAACAGCUUGGGUUUAGAAUAAUUUUGAAUAGUCUCUCCAUCUUAAAAUUGCUGUAAAGCUUUUAAGCGACUCCUGAGUCCAGUAGUCACCCUUUGAGAGAAUAAAAGCCAUAGGUGAACUUUACUUUUGUGGUAUUAAUCUACAUAUCAUAGUCUGUGUUUAAUGCCCUGUGUUGAUUGAGUUAAUGCUGCAUCUUAAACUAUGUUUUGAGUACCAAAGACUUCCUAAAUAUUCUGGAGUGUCUCUUUCAUGUGCUGCUUUUGCCUGUAUGGAGGUUUUGUUGUCAUGCAUUAAUGGAGUUACAGUACUUUAAUUUGUACUAUUUUGUAAAUAUGUUAAAUAUAAUAAACAGAUUAAUUUUUUUUGGUUAA